Molecule: messenger RNA, 602 nt
Organism: Athene cunicularia (burrowing owl)
Lineage: Eukaryota; Metazoa; Chordata; Aves; Strigiformes; Strigidae
Gene: VAMP3
Product: vesicle associated membrane protein 3
Exons: 6
Coding region: 41-358 (105 amino acids)
Biological process (GO): vesicle fusion; vesicle-mediated transport; SNARE complex assembly
Cellular component (GO): SNARE complex; plasma membrane
Molecular function (GO): syntaxin-1 binding; SNAP receptor activity
Source: RefSeq, a predicted model, not a curated record
UCGGUCCCGGCGUGUCCCCUGCCCGCCCCUCCCCGGCGGGAUGUCGGCCAGUGUCCCUGCAAGCUCAAAUGUGGCUGCUGGCAGCAAUCGUCGUCUUCAGCAGACUCAACACCAAGUAGAUGAGGUGGUUGACAUCAUGAGAGUGAACGUGGACAAGGUGUUGGAGCGAGAUCAGAAGCUCUCAGAGUUGGAUGACCGUGCUGAUGCACUGCAAGCAGGAGCUUCCCAGUUUGAGACCAGUGCAGCCAAGCUGAAAAGAAAGUAUUGGUGGAAGAACUGUAAGAUGUGGGCAAUAUUGAUAGCUGUUGUUCUCCUUAUCAUCAUCAUCAUCAUUAUUGUCUGCAGUGUGCCUUCAUGAGUCACAGAAGAAACUCAGACCGACUGAAGGUGCCAAUCUUCAGCCUCCCACUUCAAACCCCCUGUAUUUUCAGCCCAUUUACUGCUGUUUCAAGCAAAACUAUUUUGAUUACUGAAACGUUAAUUAGCUUCACCCGGUUGCCUUAAGAAGACACUCCUGUCGUUAGUUACUAACCAGCACAGCCCACCCCUUGCACAGUGCCUUGGUGGGGGCGCGGAGCAGCUGCGGAGGACUCGGCUCCGGC